AUGAUUCAAACGCUCCACCCACUGCUCACAAGCUGUGUAAGAAAGAUGGCCAAGAAAGUAACAUGGCAAGAAGUGGGCGCGACCAAGGGCAUUGAUUUACUGUCGCCCGCGUUCGUGACAUCCGGCUCGAAGCUUGUAUUCACGUCCGGCUGCAUAGGCUCGGACCCUGUUACCGACGAACUCCCCGAAGAUCUGGAGCAGCAGGCUAGGAACGCGCUGCAGAACCUUCGCAACGUCUUGGAAGCCAGUGGCUCGAACUCCGACCGCGUUCUGAAGGUGCUGCUGUUCGUUGCAGACGGCGCGUACUCGCAGACCGUCAACAGAAUCUACCGAGAACAGUUCCCCAACAGCCCAGCAAGAAGCUGCGUGGUGGUGAGCUUCCCAAACCCCAAGAUCAAGGUCGAAUUGGAAUGCAUUGCCGAAGUGCAGCCUAAGGCCCGUUGGUUCAAACUUUAG
Messenger RNA from Lachancea thermotolerans CBS 6340, 456 nucleotides. Its product is annotated as RidA family protein. Gene Ontology annotation, molecular function: deaminase activity. NCBI's taxonomy places the organism in Eukaryota, Fungi, Ascomycota, Saccharomycetes, Saccharomycetales, Saccharomycetaceae. The transcript has a single exon. The record is from RefSeq and is a predicted model, not a curated record. Bases 1 to 456 code for a protein of 151 amino acids. Gene Ontology annotation, cellular component: cytosol.